Monodelphis domestica (gray short-tailed opossum) is the source of this 1710-nucleotide messenger RNA. RefSeq names its product arginase 1 (gene ARG1). Lineage: Eukaryota; Metazoa; Chordata; Mammalia; Didelphimorphia; Didelphidae. Gene Ontology annotation, cellular component: nucleus; cytoplasm; cytosol. Gene Ontology annotation, molecular function: arginase activity; manganese ion binding. The record is from RefSeq and is a predicted model, not a curated record.
GAGCCUAAAGUGCCCUCUGUCACUCAGAGCUGCAGCUGGCACCGGGAGGAGAACUACCUGUCUGUUCCUUUGGAAUACAGAUAAAAAGAGGAUCAGAACAGCAUGAGUUCCAAGCCAAAGUCAAUUGGGAUCAUCGGAGCUCCCUUCUCCAAAGGGCAGCCACGAGGAGGAGUAGAAGAAGGUCCUGCAGCACUGAGAACAGCUGGUAUAGUUGAAAGACUUGAAGAACGAGAGUGUGAUGUGAAAGAUUAUGGGAACUUGACCUUUGUUGAUGUGCCCAAUGAUACCCCCUUUCAAAUUGUGAAGAAUCCAAGGACCGUGGGCAAGGCUAACGAGCAGCUAGCUGGAGCAGUAGCAGAAGUGAAGAAGAAUGGGAGAACCAGCUUGGUACUUGGCGGGGAUCACAGUUUGGCGAUUGGAAGUAUCUCUGGCCAUGCCAAGGUUCACCCUGAUCUCUGCGUCAUUUGGGUAGAUGCACAUAGUGAUAUCAACACUCCUCUGACAACUACAUCUGGCAACUUACAUGGACAGCCUGUUUCUUUCCUUAUGAAGGAACUAAAGGGAAAGAUCCCUGAUGUUCCAGGAUUAUCAUGGGUGACACCUUGCUUAUCAGCCAAGGACAUUGUAUAUAUUGGAUUGAGAGAUGUGGAUCCUGGUGAACAUCAAAUUCUUAAGGAUCUGGGCAUUAAAUAUUUUUCAAUGACUGAAGUGGAUAAGCUUGGAAUUGGCAAAGUGAUGGAGGAAACACUAAGUUACUUAAUAGGAAGGAAGAAAAGACCAAUUCAUCUGAGUUAUGAUGUGGAUGGGUUGGACCCAUCUGUGACACCAGCUACUGGCACACCUGUCCCUGGAGGCCUGACUCUCAGAGAAGGUCUCUAUAUUACAGAAGAAAUCUAUAAGACAGGGCUCCUCUCAGGAUUAGACAUAAUGGAAGUCAAUCCAUCCCUUGGAAAGACACCAGAAGAAGUCAACCGGACAGUGAAUACUGCUAUUGCGAUAACUUUAUCCUGUUUUGGAGUAGCUCGAGAGGGCAAUCAUAGUGCCAAGAGACUGUAAAUAAGUCUGAAAAGAAACUGGAGGGUGGGAGGUGAAGGUAGGGGGGCAGACAAUUGAUCUUUAUCACUUCAAUCAAUGCUGGUUAACAAUGAGAAGCUCCAAAAAUUGUGCUUAAGCUUACAGUUUCCCCCAAACCUUUUGCCUAUAAUUAAAGUUUUGAUCUCUUCUUUAGAGUGAAAUCAAAGUAUUUUUGUUUGCCCUUCACUGUAAUCAAAAGAAAAAACUUACAGUGGAAAGGAAAUGUAAACUUAUGUCUAAUUCAUUAAUUUGCUGUUAGCUGGUGUAACAACAUAAACAUAUAUAGUGAAAACUGGUAAUAGGAGGCAAACAGCAUUAAUUUGUUAUUUGUCAUGUAUAUUUGUACAUGAAAUAUGUGCUAGAGAACAAACUUAAGCCAAUACUAAACAGGUAUCCCAAGGACCAUAUUCAUCCAUUUGAGUUUUGCUUAGUUCUUUUUAUAAGGAAGAAUAGCCUCAAUAAGAACUCAUGUCUUCCCAUUCUUGCAACAGUAAGAUGAGAGAUCUUAAUCUUCAGAAAUAAUUGCUUGAACGAUUUAAACUUAUGUCACUAAGUCUGUGUAGGAGAAAUGGCUUGUUAUAAUAAAGUUUCUUCAAAAAUGUUUGACUACUAGUAAAAAACACUUUGUCAAAUUUA